Colletotrichum acutatum is the source of this 1423-nucleotide messenger RNA. RefSeq names its product thioredoxin-like protein. Gene Ontology annotation, molecular function: glutathione peroxidase activity. The record is from RefSeq and is a predicted model, not a curated record. Lineage: Eukaryota; Fungi; Ascomycota; Sordariomycetes; Glomerellales; Glomerellaceae. The coding region runs from base 243 to 968 and encodes 241 amino acids. Gene Ontology annotation, biological process: cellular response to oxidative stress. The transcript is spliced from 2 exons.
AUGGAAGGUAUCCGUAGGCCAUUACGGAGUACUGUGUACGCAUACGCAGUACUUUAGUCUGUUGGUGUGGCUUCGAUGCGAGUGCACGCCCGUGCCCGGGGACCCCAUUGGAAACCGGAUUGAAACUUUGUCCCGGCAGCACCACUGGCGAAGUGGACAGGCGUGACAAGAAAGGACGACGCACUUCCCUUCCCGUCCGUCCCUGCAUCACCCAAUACCUCCCUCGUGGCGUCACGCAUGGCAUGUUUCGUCAACUACAUACCAGAGCCUUCUCUCCCAUAACAACUUCCACUGCUGCUUCCGUAGCUGUGCACCACCAAAGACUUUUUCUUCCCUACAUCUACUCGCUCAAAACUUGUGUAUCAUCGCCAAACCGACCGCAACUAAUCAACAAGAUCCAAUUGCGGGGUAAUCUCAAAGCUAUCGCACAAAAGCACCAGCAAAUUCACACAACCGCAGCAAUGGCUUCCGCAACAGGCUUCUACGACUUCAAGCCCUUGGACAAGCGCGGCCAAGAGGUUGCCCUCGCCGACUACAAGGGCAAGGUCGUCCUCGUCGUCAACACCGCUUCCAAGUGCGGCUUCACCCCGCAGUACGCCGGCCUCGAGAAGCUCUACAAGGAUAUCAAGGAGAAGCACGGCGACGACUUUGUCGUCCUCGGCUUCCCCUGCAACCAGUUUGGCGGCCAGGAGCCCGGCUCCGACGACGAGAUCCAGAACUUCUGCCAGGUCAACUACGGCGUCUCCUUCCCCAUCAUGCAAAAGAUUGACGUCAACGGCGACGCCGCCAACCCCCUCUUCCAGUGGCUCAAGGAGGAGAAGCCCGGCAUCAUGGGCCUCAAGCGCAUCAAGUGGAACUUUGAAAAGUUCCUCGUCGGCCGCGACGGCCAGGUCAAGGGCCGCUGGGCCAGCACCACCAAGCCCGAGAGCUUGGAGAAGCCCAUCCUCGACGAGCUGGAGAAGAAAUAAACGCGAAAAGGAGAGAAUGAUACCCAAGAGCGCGUUUAGCUGCGGACUAAGGGGGAAUUCUGUUGUGUUUUGUCUGGGAAACCCGAGCCAAUCGCACAGGUCUCGUAGUAUAGCUUGGCAACCGCCCUACUCCCUUCGGUUUAGUAUAGUACGGAGGAUAAUUAACAAUAUGAACCACUAUAGUGAUUUGUUCUGUUACAUGCCUGUUUGAAACAUUCGCAGUGCUUGAAGAUGAGGCGGUAAUCAAAGGACGGUCUCAAAACGUGACAUUCGUAGGCUUGAAUAGCUUCAUGUUGACAGUGAGAUACGCAUGGGCUGAAUGAUACUCUUUUGCUGAAGAUCACUUCUAGGUUCUCUGAAAAUCAGAACCUUUGUCCUGUGCCUGUGAAAUCUAGGCUACGAGUUGUGAUAGGCAAUGCGAUAGUGGAUAUUCAUAUAAUUAAAAUACACACGCC